This is a messenger RNA of Platichthys flesus (European flounder), 3566 nucleotides long. It is a transcript of the gene mxi1, whose product is annotated as max interactor 1, dimerization protein. The coding region runs from base 462 to 1145 and encodes 227 amino acids. Gene Ontology annotation, molecular function: DNA-binding transcription factor activity, RNA polymerase II-specific; protein dimerization activity; RNA polymerase II cis-regulatory region sequence-specific DNA binding. Lineage: Eukaryota; Metazoa; Chordata; Actinopteri; Pleuronectiformes; Pleuronectidae. The record is from RefSeq and is a predicted model, not a curated record. Gene Ontology annotation, biological process: regulation of transcription by RNA polymerase II. The transcript is spliced from 6 exons.
UGGAAGCGAGCAGCGGCGGCUCUUUGCUGGCUCCGGGCUCCUUCGGGGAAGUUUUAUAUUGUUUAUAUCCGCUUUUUUUUUUAUGAAAGGAAAAUAAAUACCUUGUUUCCUAGAAACUUUUAAUACUUUCAUACGCUCGUUUUUAGACCUUUUCUUACGACUCGCUGGCAUGGAUUGGCUUUAGCUUGCUAGCUUGGAAAAACUGGAUUUUUUUCCCCUCUCCCCCCUCUCUCUCCUGCUUUUGACAAAGGCUGCCGAUGAGCCAGCGAAGACACCAGACGAGAUAAUAAUCAGUGUUCGAUUUGCGAUUAUCAUAGUUUUUAACAGUACAAUUCAGUUUCGUUUUUUCUGAUGCACCGUCUUCCCUGUAUUUAAAAAAAAAACGCGAGCUGUCGUCGUCGCCGUCCGCGGAGCUAACGUUAAACCCUGAAGGCAGCAGCUAACAUCAGCCUCGGGGGAGAAUGACGGAGGUUCAGCUGAUCAAUAUCCAACGGUUACUGGAAGCUGCGGAAUAUCUAGAGAGGAAAGAAAGAGAGUGUGAACACGGGUAUGCCUCCACGUUCCCGUCAAACGAGGACACGAACUACCAGAGGCAAAGGAAAUUCCGGAAUAAGAAGUUUAGCAGUAACCACAAUCGGUCGACACACAAUGAACUGGAGAAGAAUAGACGAGCUCACCUGCGGCUGUGUCUGGAGCGGUUGAAGUCCCUCAUACCUCUGGGACCUGACUGCAACCGCCACACCACCCUGGGCCUGCUCAACAAAGCCAAAUCACACAUAAAGAAACUUGAAGAUGCGGAUAGGAAGAGCCAGUAUCAGCUGGAGUCUCUGGAGCGUGAGCAGAGGCACCUCCACCGUCAGCUGGAGCUGCUGAGGGGGGGCAGCGGUGCUGUAGCCCAGAGUAGCCCAGGGGAGGGCGAGAGGAUACGUAUGGACAGCGUGGGCUCCACCCUCUGUUCCGACCGCUCGGACUCUGACCAAGAGGAGAUCGAGGUGGACGUGGAAAGCACAGAGUUCUCCCAUGGAGAGCUGGACAGUGUGAGCACGGCCAGCACCAGCGACCUGGACGACCACAGCAGCCUGCAGAGCAUGGCCAGCGACGAGGGCUACUCCUCCUGCAGUGUCAAACUUGCCUUCUCCUCCUAGAGCCCCCCCACCACCAGUACGCCCACCACCAUCGCCGCCACCCCCCCUGCCAAACCCAGCCGCCCUCCCAUCUGUUUAUCCACACAGCCAUGCCUACAUGCAUACACCCGUUCACCUCAGACGACACCCAGGGUCCCAGCUAGUGUCUGAGCAGCACCCCCCCCCCCCCUUCGCCUGCUCCCAGCAUUUUAGUUGCCCUCCCUGCCAGGGACCCAUAUGAUGUGAGACUGACGACUGGUUCUGGUCUUCUUCUCUUCUUUUAAAGGGAGGUCAGAGACUUGGUUGACGUGAAAAAAAUGAUACAGCACCGUGAUUUUUAAAACCUUGCAAUUGAAAUGAAUGAUUGAUUUUACUCCUUUUUACUCCAAACCUUAAAAUGUCUGGAUUUUUUCUAAAGAUUCACAAUCGAUCCCCAAUUUGAUUCAAAAUGCACUUAAAUGUUGAAAUAAUUCCAAAUCCCUCCUCCUGUGGGUGUGUGUGUGUGUUUGGAGCUGAUCCUCCGUAUCCCAAUCCUUUGUGGUGUUGGGCCGGGAUAAUCGGGAGCACAUCUAAUCGGGACUUCAAUGAACACUGUGGGUGAACUUUGCCAUAUCAACACAGCUGAAACAACAUCUUUCCAGCCCCUGAUUGAAGCUGGAACACUUGAAUUGGUGCUAUAGUGAGACAAACCAAUGGGAAAGCAGAUCAGAUACACAACCACUAAGCUUUUAAAGCAAACAAAGCAUGUCUGUUAUGAUUGUUUCCAACCAAGUGUGGAGGGAAACAACCCCCCAAAAAAUAUAUAUGGAGGGAAAAAAUACAUUCCUAUCGAAUGUGGGUGCUCAGUGCAUUUUCAAAGAGUGGAAAUUGUAACUGUGUGUGUGUGUGUGUAUGUGCGCGCCUGUGUGUGUGUUUUCGUUUUGGUUUCUUCCCCCUCGACAAGCAGCUACAACAAGCCAUCCUGCACUUGCCUACUUUAGCGCUGUCCACAGAAACAGCACAAACAAACCAAGAAGUAAAAGAGAUAAAAAGUCCAAACGAAAAAGUCGACAAACUUUGGAAUAGACGCCCAACCUCUUUCCAGCAGUAACAAGCAAUAACUCUUGUAGUAGUUUUAUUUUUGUUUUGUCCCAUCAGUUUAAAAACCCUCCCGGUUUCUUUUCCCCUCUCCCUAAAGACACGUGUGUGUGUGUGUGUGACCGUCCAAAAAAAACAGAUUUCUAGUUUUUUCUUUGUACAUACAAAUAGCUCAAAUAAAUAAAAGUUUAGAAAAGAGAUUUAAAAACAAAAAAAAGGGUAGAGCUCAUGGCUAGACAUGUUGCCUCUGUUGCUGGUUGACCUGUGUUUAUUGUGCUUUUUAGAUUCAGAUUUACGGAAAGAUGUCGUCCUCUACAGAGUGACAGUGGAUGUGGCAUGGACACUAUUUAACUCUGCUCAGUUUUUAUUGAUGGAAACGUUUGAGAGUUACUCGUUUCCGUUGCUUCCCAGAGGAGGAAAGGCGAUUUAUUCUCCAACACGAUAAAAAAAAAACACAAAACGACAAAAACAAAAAAAGCGUUGCAGUGAGACGUGUGUUGGAGGAUGUCUGUGGGUCACUCUCUUAUAAUUUAUUAGACUUUUUUUUUUUUUUUUUUUUCUUUUUCUCGUGUUUGUAUUGUUCAUGAACAGGGGGUUAAAAAAUGCUGCAUAUGGCAUUCAUUCCACUGGUGGUCAGGUGUUCUGUGGAGGAAAACGUCUGAGGUGCAGGGGGGGAGAAAAAAAAAAAAAACGGGUUAUAUGAUGAUGUCACUGUUCGCCAUCCCAGCUCCAUUGGUGUUACAGAUUGCACUUCCACCACAGUUCUCCUCACGUUUUUCUGAUUUUAUUAUUCUCUCUCUUUCCUGCCGUCAGUCCCCGUGAAUCCUCUCAUGUCUGGAAGAGAAAGGAAAAACAAACAGCGCCACCGUUUUGAAUAUUUAUUUCUCAAGUCCCUCGAAGAACCCAAGCGACGGGGUGAAAGAAAAGUUAACUUAUUUUGGUUCUGUCUUAUUUUACUCCACCUAUUGAUGAUUAUUCCUCAUUCCUUAUUUUAAGAAAUGUAUAUUUUAUGGGUUAUUGUCGUUAUUAUUAUUAUUCCUUGAAUUUUCUUCAAUUUUUUUUGGAGGGGGAGGGUCCAUAGGGUGGGAGGGAAUGAGAAGAAAAUGUAGCUGGUUUGUUAUAUAUAUCUUUUUUUUUUUUUUUUUUUUUUUUUUGUUGAUGGACACUUGAAAUGUAAUUGGUCCCUAAGCUGCUCCUAAUGCUGAGCCCGCCUGUUUAGAGUCGUCAGCCUUGUCCGGAGCCGACUUUCCCACCUCUCCUACGCUAUGCCUGUGACGAUGAAUUCAGAUCUUUGAAAGAAAAACAUGGAUAGGCUGAAAAACAAAAAGGCCAAACCUGUUUUUUUUUAAGGGGGUCUGAAGGGGG